This is a messenger RNA of Eimeria tenella, 2820 nucleotides long. RefSeq names its product pyruvate kinase, putative. The record is from RefSeq and is a predicted model, not a curated record. Gene Ontology annotation, molecular function: pyruvate kinase activity; potassium ion binding; magnesium ion binding. Gene Ontology annotation, biological process: glycolytic process. Gene Ontology annotation, cellular component: cytosol; cytoplasm. Lineage: Eukaryota; Apicomplexa; Conoidasida; Eucoccidiorida; Eimeriidae. The transcript has 3 exons. Bases 1 to 2820 code for a protein of 939 amino acids.
AUGCGGAAGAGAAGCAACAGUGGCAAUUGUCAGAAAGGCAGAAGCAGCAACAGCCUUGGCGGAUUCAACAGUAGCGGAGCGGCAGAAGAGGCAGCCGAAAUGUAUUUUUUUGCUCAGGCGAUUUGCCUGGAAGUCCACAUCCAGCCUAAAACUGGGGAGGAGACGGUUUCACCGCCGCUGACUUUGACUCCUCACGCGCAAAUAGAUGAGAUCCUGCCUAUUCCCUUAGCUAAGAGGCCUUCAUUCAAAUUUAGUGACGCUACCAGGAGCCCCGCCUGGCAAAGUACCCUUCUGGCGAAGGCACUUCAGGCAUUCCACUGCGCGAAGAUCCUCUGUGCUCCCCUUUCGAAGCCCUCAGUCAUGGACCAAGCAGGGCCUCAUCCCAGCGAGGGGCCCCAACGGCAGCUGCAGUGUCCUGAAGAACGAGAAAGGCGAAGGGACAGAGACAGCCGCAUCCGCAUCAGCAGCAGCAGGAGGCCCAAUGCGUGCGAGAUGGCUCAUUAUGUGUUGCAGUUGCUCACUUGUGCUUUGUUUUUCUGUGAUUUAUUUGUAAAUUUGUCCUUGGCCCUAUCGAAGGCCCCUCAGGGCCUCUCGCCUGCAUUCCUCGGGGCAUCUUCCUGCCCUUCGGGCUACCAGCAGCAACGGGAACUGCAAGCAGCAACAGCGACUGCAGCAUCAGCAGCAAAUCCAUUUGUCGCCAACAUGGCCACAAAAGAGGGAGCGCAAGCUCUCUUGCUUGCAUCCCGAGGGAUACGGUGCUCACGAGGCCUACGGGGGGCCCCCUUGAGGGGCCCCAACCCAGCCUUCCUGAGGCCCCGGGCCCUAGGCACUCUUGCAGCUGUAGCCCAGGCUGACACAGAUGCUGCAGCGCGCACUGCCCCAGCAGCAGCAGUAGCAGCAGGAAGAGAGGCCCCGCUGCGCCGGGUGUUCACUCGAACUAAGCAGAUAGCCACUAUAGGGCCCGCUUCAUGGGAGAAGCACCAGAUAGAAGACUUAUUUUUGUCUGGCGUGGAUGUAUUUCGUCUGAACUUCUCCCAUGGCUUGUUUAGCGAGAAGUACCAGCAGUACAAGUACAUUCGGGAAAUAGAGCACAAGUACCAAACGCCCAUAGGCGUGCUCGCGGACCUGCCAGGUCCCAAGCUGCGCCUCUCCGUCUUUGACCCGGAUGAGGUGACGCUAGUCAAGGGCCAAAAGUUCAUACUAGACGCAAGUGCGGUGCCAGGGGGCCCCCAAAGGGGCCCCCUGCAGCAGAAGUGGGUACUGGGAGCCCUUAGGGUCGGACACAGAGUACUAAUAGACGACGGCAAGGUACGGCUCAGGGUAAUUGAGCUCUCGCCACGCCUCCAGCAGCACCAGCAGCGGCAACACAUGCAGCAGCAGCAGCAGGUGCAGCAGCAGGGAGAAGAGGAGGAAGACGGGGCUGGGGACAGCAGCUCGGGGCCCUCGCAGGACAAUGCGUGGGUCCUCUGCGUGGUGGAGACAGGAGGCCCCAUAUCGAGCAAAAAGGGGGUCUCUUUGCCGGACACAUAUGUGCCUGUCUCUGCUUUGACUAAGAGAGACGAGCAAAUAGCAGCAAUGGUCACAGAGUGGGGCGUUGACUGGAUUGCCCUUUCCUUUGUGCAGUCCGCAGCAGACAUUCACAAACUCCGAAGGGUGAUCACAGCGCAAGCCAACGCCCUUGAGGGGGGCCCCCAAGGGGCCCCCGAAGCGGAUAUCCCGCGGGCCUUCGCAGGGCCCAUUCCAGAGGCCCCCGGCAGGGCACCUGCCCCAGCCUCACUUGGUACUGUGGGCUGCGUGGGGCCUCCCUGCGUCCCCCCGCUGAUAAUGGCAAAGAUCGAAAGGGCUGGGGCACUGCAGCAGCUGGGAGCCAUAGCAGCAGCAGCAGACGGCCUGAUGGUGGCGCGGGGGGAUUUGGGCUUGGAGCUGAACUCUGAGUUUGUGCCCAAGGCUCAAAGGGACAUAACAGCAGCAGGGAGACAGACGGGGAAACCCGUGGUGGUGGCCACGCAGAUGCUGGAGACAAUGAUGACAAAUCCCCUGCCCUCAAGAGCAGAGGCAGCAGAUGUUGCUGCGGCUGUGAUGAGCGGCGCUGCUGCAGUUAUGCUCUCAGGCGAAACUGCAGCCAGCAGCAGGGGGCCCCAUAUAGCCCGCAUGCAGCACAGCAUCAUCCAGCAGACUGAGGCGGACCCGAAAUACUGGGCCCUCAACACUCUCAAGUCCCCACAGGCAGCAACGGUGUUUGCCGCAGCAGCAGCAGAAGCGGGCACCCACCCAUGGGGGGCUCCUUCGAAACAGGGGGAGGAGAGGCAAGAAAGCCCCACGGGGCCCCUGGAGGCAUUAUCUGAAGGAAGCCAAGGGAAGCCUGAGCCCGAAGUGACCACUGAGGCCCUCGCUGUGGGCGCAGAGAUGAUGGCGCGUGUGUCUGCUGCAAAGGCUAUUUUGCUCAACACGAAAGACAGUCGAGGGGGGCCCUAUCUCUCCUCCUUGAGGCCAAAGGCUCCUAUUGUGGCCGCCACGGAAGACCUAAAGGCAGCCAGGAGGCUCCAGCUCUACUGGGGAGUCCAUCCUAUCUUCUUGGGGCCUCGCCCACAGGGUCCAGAAGAGAUUUCUAAGGUCAAAGAGGGACUACGGCAGUCAGACGGGGACAUGGACGAGGGUUGGGUGGAUGCUGCGAAGAGAGGAGCCAGGGCAGAAGGGUUUAUAAAGGGGCAGGGAGACCUGGUCGUCGUUGUGGGGCCCCCAAAUCAAAGAGGGGCAGAAGAUGAAGUGUCUUCGGAAGCAGGAGCAGAGGAAGCGGUGAGGAUCUGCACUGCGGCCUGA